AUGCGGAUCAUGGACCGUCACAGCAAAUUGGCCGAGAUCAAGCUCGUGUCAAAAUACUACCCAGUGGCCAACUACUCCUACCCCUCGCCAGCCAGCCCGACAAACCCGACCAACAACAACCUCGAUAGAUGUUCUGUCGGCUCCGAUGGCUCCGCACCCGGCCUCAUCGACGACCGUACCGACUCUGAAGUAUCGCAGGAGGACGACUACCAGUUACACUCGCACUCCACCGAGCUAUGGGAUAGCUUCUGGAAAGCUGGGGGCGAAUGGCGCCUGGAAGACACGCAACUCAAACCCCGUCAUCUGCGCGAAGAAGAACACCCAGCUCCGGCCCCCUCCCGACAACACACGAGGCAGACAUCUCAAAAGUCCGUCGAGGCUAAUGGCGUAUCAUGGCCUCUACGCAGCAGUUCGACCAACACCCGCAAGACUUCUGCAACAUACUCUGCAUUCCCCAGUCUCAAACCCGUCCCGCAUCCAUCAAGUCUUGUGCCCGCGCCCUUGUCCCCGAGAAGCCCCGUCACAAACACCGUUCCCAGUCCUUGCACCCCGCCACCACGACCUCGACGCCCCGAGGCUCUUCUCACUCCUUGUCUGAGGCAGCCGGGUCGGUCCCUGGCUGUCCUGACUGCGACUGCCCCCGCAAUGCAACACAACACAGACGUACGGCCCAAGACUUCCUCGGGAACAACACAUCGUCCCAAGAAGUCUACGGACGGACACACCCGAAGCCGCAGCAACGUCUUUGGCAUUCACAGAGUCGCAUCACGCUCGUCUGAAGAUCUGACCAAAGCCCCCGCCACCCAUGACAUUCAUCACGGACCGCGCCACUACAAGUCCACCACCUAUCUCGGCGCCGCCCGUCAACAGCAGCGCCAGCAGCAACUACAACAGCAACUGAAGGAACAACAGCAACUACAGACCCAGCAGCAAGCAACAGAACCCCAUUCGGUUUUCGAGCAUGACUCGGAUUGCGAAGAGUCUGGGGGAAUUUCCUUCUUUCGGUUCCACAAGCGCUCCAGCAGUGAUAAGAGCUACAAGGCCUCGGCGACAGCCCAGAAUGCCGCGGUCCUUCGCAAGGGUCGCAACCGCGCAGACACAAUUCCAGCCCCAUUCCCGACAAAGUCGCCCUCAGCGGAGCGAGAGCGCAGAGUGGACGUGUUUGGACGUAUGCUGGGACGCCGCAGCCGAUGA
Cordyceps militaris CM01 is the source of this 1194-nucleotide messenger RNA. RefSeq lists its product as uncharacterized. Lineage: Eukaryota; Fungi; Ascomycota; Sordariomycetes; Hypocreales; Cordycipitaceae. The transcript has a single exon. The record is from RefSeq and is a predicted model, not a curated record. The coding region runs from base 1 to 1194 and encodes 397 amino acids.